Drosophila elegans is the source of this 2048-nucleotide messenger RNA. Its product is annotated as ras-interacting protein RIP3. Lineage: Eukaryota; Metazoa; Arthropoda; Insecta; Diptera; Drosophilidae. The coding region runs from base 128 to 2014 and encodes 628 amino acids. The record is from RefSeq and is a predicted model, not a curated record. The transcript has 2 exons.
UCGUUAGGAAUUGCUGUCAAAAUUUGCAAUAAAAUGUUGUUUUUUUUUAAAGAAAAAAAAUGCUGUUGAAACGUUUGCCUUAAAAAUUGCCCAACCCCAGGAUUAACAUCAAAAUUCGUGGUCAAAAAUGGAGUCUCAAACUGAAGAAAAACUGGCAAAGUGCUGUUUUGUUAUCACCGUAGGGUCUAAUGGUCACAUCGAAAUUAGUUCUCAUAAACCAGACAAUGUGGCAAAUACACCAGAAGAUGGGAAACAUGGUGAUAAUUCCACAUUGACUGACAAGGCUUUAAACCAAAGAUUAAGCAUAGAUGUGCUGAAAGAUUUUGCGAAUGGAAUCAAUGAUCUACAAGCAAACCAAGCCGAUGAUCAAGAACUUAAAACUCUGAGGGAGAAUAAAAUAAAUGUGGAAUCGCAAAAAACUUUAGUUCCACCACGGUUCGUUAAAAUUUGCAACAAAGACCUGACGAACAGGCCUUCCUUUGUGGUUCUUGAGGAUGCUUUGUCGCGAAAUCGAGUUAAACAGGAUAUUGGCCAUUCAAGAUCAGAACAAUUAGUUCCCUGCGACGUCCAACAGCAGACUUCACAGUCACAUAUUAGCACCCACGCUGGCUCUCAAACAGAUCAGUAUUGUGCCCAAAAGAGUGUGGCAUGCAACAACAAUAGCACCCAGAAAGGUCAUUCAAAACUAUAUACGCAAAUCGCAGCCCAGGUCCGUCAAAAACUGAAUAGUUUAAAUAAUAAAUCAACACAAUUGGUUCCUGAAACAAGGAAAAAAGCUGGCAGCUCUUCAUUUUCUCAGAAGCAACAGCAACAUCAGAAAUUGUCAGAGCAGAUACAGCAGCAACAUCAACUUCAGACACAAAAUGAGCACAACCAAAAGCUUAUCGAAAUACAGGAGGAACUGCGUAAGGAGGCACAGCAGCAACAUCAGACAAUGCAGCAACUUCAGCAGUCUUUCAGCAACACUUCUUCACAUAUGUCCUUCGGUUUCUUACCAAUGACCCAGACAGGAGCAACGACAGGCAGACCUAUGAUGUAUCCUGGCCAGCAAUUCCUGAGUUCGGCACCGGGCAACUUGUCGAGUUGUUCCUGUUGCAGCUGUAGCAAUUGCUGGUCGCCAAGGACUCCUCAAGUCUGCCAAAUGCCCCUGAGCAAGUGUUGCAGCCAGGCUCAAAAUCUGGGUCACGGAAGCAACUGCAGCAUGCUGAAGCCGGAAAACUAUGCUAACUGCCUCUGCAGUGGCUAUGCUUCGUGCUGUCCACUUCCGAAUCUGCAACCACAUUCUUCUUUGGCAUUUGAUGGUCAUGCUAAUUCCAUUCAUCAGUACACUCAGCAUUUGAUGCCACCCGUUAUGGGAACUUCGACUUCUACGCUGCAGAACCAACAAUUAAAUAUUCCCAUUGCCACUGGGUUUUACUCUGGCUGCCCUUGCCAGCCAUUGUGUACUUGCCACCAAAGCUCGCAUUUCAGGAUGCAAGCCCAUCAGCAAUAUUGUUGCCAUUACCCAUGGUUUUUCAACAACCAACAGAUGUAUCAAUCGCAGUUGCAGCAGCAACAGUUGCAGCAGCAACAAUUGCAACAGCAACAAUUGCAACAGCAACAGUUGCAGCAGCAACAGUUGCAGCAGCAACAAUUGCAACAGCAACAUUUGCAGCAGCAACAACAACAAUGUGUCUGCUGCCCCAUAAAUCUUAAUAAACGACGUCAAAAUUUAUCCAAAGGAGCCGAUGAUGAAGUAAAGGAAAUAUUUAGCAAGAAGCCAGCUGAGAUUCCGAAACAGGAAAACAAGCAGCAAGCCGUGGAGCUUAAUAAUCAACCAAUCAGCAAGAAGUCACACAAGAUACAAAAUCGAUUGAUUGGUGGUUCUGCCCAUAUCAAGAGGAAUUCCAACAUAUCCCCAUUGUAUAUAGCUCGAUUCGGAAGAAGUUGCCUGGUUCUGAGACCCACUGCUCUAAUGCCACGUCUCUUGACCAAGCGAAUCACUAGCUAUUCCUUAAACAGAGACACAACUUGAAAUGUUAUUUUCAAAAUAUUCAUUAUAAGCCAAA